AUGGUGGUUAAAAUAAAAGGUGGCACGACCCGUGCUCAGUGGGAGGAUGUGACCGGAUCGACGCCGCUAACGUUCGUGAACGAUUGCGUGUCGUUCACGACGACCGUAUCGGCCCGGUUCUGGCUAAUGGACUGCCGUAACAUAGCCGAUGCGACUAAGAUGGCAACCGAGCUCUACAAAGAGGCCAUACACGUGCCGUUUAUGGCCAAGUUUGUUGUGUUCGCUAAGCGCACCGAUCCGUUGGAGGCGCGUCUCCGGGUCUUCUGCAUGACAGACGACCGUGAGGACAAAACGCUCGAGCAUCAGGAGCACUUUACCGAGGUCGCCAAAAGCCGAGACGUCGAGGUGCUGGAGGACAAACCGCAAUACAUCGAGUUGGCCGGAAACCUGGUGCCGGUCACGAAGUCGGGCGAGCAGCUGAGCCUGCCGUUCAAGGCGUUCCGGGAGAACCGGCUGCCGUUCGCGGUGCGGGUGAAGGACCAGCACGCGGACAUCGUUGGGCGCACGCUGUUCAUGCGCGAGCCCAAAAUUGCCAAGGGUGAACCGCCACAGCAGCCGAUCUGCAUACUGAACAUUGUGCUCCCGGAAACGAUCAUACCGGAGCACACGACCACCAUUCAGGACUCGCACGAGAUAUUGCUGCGCGUCGGUCGAUCGCGAGCCGUGGCCCCGCCUCGACAGCUGCUGAUUGACGACCAGAACUACCUGGGCGAGCUGCGCGUCGUCGACAUUUCGAACCUGCUCGGGGAGGAUUGGAUCAGGCUCGCACCGGAAAUCGGCGUAAGCGAGACGGACGUGGAGAACAUCAUUGCCCAGAUCCCGACCAGCACGGCUCAGCAGGCACAGGCAAUGCUGAAGCAGUUCCAAUCCAAACCUAACAACGACUUCAACAUCUUGGAGAACGGACUGCGCACCAUCCAUCGGGACGAUAUCGUGGACCGGUGCAUACGUAGUGCCACCACCACCGGCACCACGACCACCGUUACUAUGCGCAACAAAACUUCCUUUUCUAUCGGCAAACGCAGUGUCGACUCCGCUGCAGAGAUACUCACCGAAACGGAUUCCAUAUCAAAGAUGGCACAAAAAGACGAUCGCCUCUCGAAAAAGGAAUCCACCAAAUACUCGGUGGAGGAGAAAACCGUCGAGGAGUCGGAGGAAUCGGAGGAAGAGCUGGUGAAGAAAACGGUGGCGGAGCGGCGUAAGCAAAUCGAGAAGCGGCUGUCGGCCGACCGUUCAAUACCGGCCUCGACGCAGAAGAAAGAGAUAGUCGAGGAGAUCAUCACCAUCAAGCGGCAAAGUGUCAUAGACGAUACGCGGGCGCGGCACGAGGAAGAAAUCCUGAUGCAGAAACCGAUCGACAACACGUACAAAUCGGCCACCAUGCCGGAGCCAGUGGUCAAACUGAAAACGGCCGUCGUGAAGGAUGGCCCUACGGUGAGGAAGGAUGAGUUCGACCAGGAGCUGCAGGAUAAGUUCAAAACAACACUCAAGAACGUGGAGGAGUUUGAGCACAAGUCCGAAGUCCUCGAGCACCUGGGAUCCGAUGUCGUUACCGUCAAGAGUGUUUCAUCUUCACCACGCGUUGUGGAGGAGCUGAAGAAAAAACCGGACGAGAGUCUUCCCGAGGCAGUGCUGGUGGAUCCCGAGAAGCAGCAGUGGCGCCAGUCGUCGGAGGAGGUGGUGUCGCCAGUUCCCCGAGAGCGUGCUCCUGUGCCUGCCAAACGUACCAGUCUGACGAAGGAGCCGGAAGAGUUGCAUGGCGUCGUUGAGGAAUCGAUCAAGGACGUCAAGCAGCGAAUCAGUUCUUUCGAAACCAAAACCAAGACUGAAACCCUAGUUGGCAGCAAGCAAUCGUCUUCGGACACGACCAGUGGGCGUGACUCGUGGAGCGAGGAGCAUCGGAAGGAGUUGAAACAGGCUGUUGAGGAGCAUGCGGCUCGGUCGGCGCAUGUGUCCGAGGACUCCGAAAGCGAGUUGAUUGCUCGGAAGGAAGUCACCACCAGUCAAGAGGUGCGCACCGUGGACGAAUCGUCGAAAACGACAUCGCAACAGGACACUACAAAAUUCGAGCAGAUUAAACCUCAUCACCAUGGUGUUUCCUUUGCGCACGAAAAAGAAAGCUUCUCGGACGACCCUUCGAGCAGUGACGGCCAGCCGAUUGUGGAGGAUGCGCGAUGGAGGGAGCAAGAUUCGGAGCCUUCUUCGAUGUCAGAGGGGCGGCAUGUGCAGCAAGUCACCAUGACGACGGAAGAAAGCUACUCACAGCAAUUCAAGUCCGAAACCGUGAGCAAGGUGGAAGAAACGUUUACUAAGGUUGCAGCAAAAUCCGCAACAACCGUUCACGACGCUGGAUCCAAGUUGACACAGUCUGUUGACUACACCACCACUGGCAAGGAUGAUGGAGCGCUGGUACGCGAAGAAUUUGUUGCACGCAGUGCUGAAAGUAGCAGUUUCGUGGACCGCAAGGUGGAAUCGUUCGUGCGCGAGCAGCGCAACGAGGAACCGGCUGUGGAGAAGCGUGAUAUACACCGGGAGGUGAAGGAAAGCUCGGACAAAAUGGCAGAAGCCCGUCUGAAGGAAAUCGUAGCAGGUGACAAGGGUAGUGCUCCGCUUGAGUCCUCGACGGAAGCAUACACAGUGGAAAGUUUCGACGGUGUUCGGCGAGAAACCACGAGCACGGAUCCGUCGGGAACUUUGGCGGAGCUAAGUGGAACAGCGGUAUCCACGGUGGAGACCGGUGUUCGUCAAGGGGAAGAUAUGGCGAGCGAAAAAAUUGUCGAGAAGGAAGAGGAACUGUGCCGAACCGAAAAGAAGGUGUCCGCAAAAUCGGUGGAAACACCGGCUGUGACGGAGACGGUCUCGCGAACGAUUUCACAGGAAAUAACAUCAAAAAUACCGGUGCCGUCAAAGAAGGCUAGUCCGGACGCGAAAGAUCAUUCGGAAGCUGAAGCACCCGUAUCGGCGACACCUUUCGAUCAGCUAAAGUCACCAGUCGAACCGAAAACAUCAGAAGUCAACAAAUCGAAGCCGUCGCCGAAGCUUGUAAACGAACCCGUAGAACUCGAACAGAAGCUAGUGUCUGACGUAGAAGCUACACAAUCAGCUGCCGAACAAAUGGAAGCAACGGUUUCCAAAAUUCCUCGCUUUGGUGUGCCCAAGCCCGCGGGAAAACCUGACGUGACACCAGUCAAAUCUCCAGAACCAGACAGUGCCAGCUUAUCGAAGAUACCGAUCUUGAAAGACCGUAAAGUGUCGGAGCAGAUUUCAAGCGAUUCUUGCGAAACGGUCAUUUGCCAGAAAUCGGUAGCAGAGCAGGGCUACCAUAUGCCCACCGACGGAACCAUCAUUUGUGAAGAUAAAUUCUGGGACCGAGUAGGUGGUGAACCAGAUGAUGCCAUUUUGCGGGGCGAUGACGAGGAAGUGAUUCGAGCAACAACUAACCGUGACCGUGAACUAACCGAGAUAAUAACCGAGGAUCAUCGUGCGGUCACACCGGACGAUUUUAUCGAUGAAAUUAUCGAAGAGGCUCACGACAAGGUACAGCAGUUGCAGUCCGCUGACGUUACCGUCGGCACUCUGGACCUCAGUCGCUCAGAAGAAGAACAAUUCGACAAAUCGAUUUACCCGAUGCCAGAAUAUGUUUCGGGAGGGCGCGGCUCGAGUCGCUACGAUGAAAACGAAGGCCUUGCGGAGGACGAAGAGCAGGAUCAAGAGAAGUGGAAAGACGAUGCAAAUUCCUCCGUACCCGACGACAUGUCCUCGACCGAUUUCGAAGCAUUCCGCGAGUACCAUUGGUUGGAUACACCGGAUGCGACUGGUCCGCCCAGCCAACGGCCUAGCUUGGGCAGAACGUCUACACCGAUACGGGAUGCUGCAACGUCUGCUGGUGUGGCGCUCGCAUCGUUCGAGGAUUUGGACACGCUCAGUCCGCUGUCGACUGACAUGGGUGAUGGGCGGAAGCUAGCCCAGCUUCACGAAGGAAAGGUCACGGUUGACGAGGGGCGUGAAAUCAGGUCUUCGCGAAAACACUUUAACCUUGACCUAGACAUUGACGCGACGACCACCAGAACGACGGCGACGUCUACUUCGACAACAAACACAGCGAAAGCCCACAAGACGAUUACAUUUGAAAAGACCACCAAACAGGAGGGAUUCUCUCACCAAGGGACUUCGCCGAUGAGCGAGAUAGUAGAAUCGCCGGAUAGCGUGCAUAGCGGUCGCUAUGGGCGAGGUGAUUCGCCCGCGAUCAAGCUGGUGAUUGGACGCAAGGAGAUCAAAACUUCGGACACUUCCGCGAUCACGGAAAGCCGUCUGACAGUGUACGGGCACAAAGACGUGGAAAUAUCGAUUAGCUCGCAAUCAACAAUUAGUCUAACGACGACGCAUACAUCCAAGGACGGCCGUGAAAAGACGGCUGAGAUAUGCACCAGCGGUGGAGAAUUAAAGGAAGUUAGUAAUGGAAAACGUUACAAACAGUUCAAGUUGAUAGACGAUCCUGACUCGGAACAGACUGAGCGCAAGAGGGACGAUGCAGUAUCAUUCUCUAAGAAAAAGAGUGUUUAUCUGUUUGGAAGUUUCGACUCAAGCAGUGGAUCGCCAAUAACUGAGGCAAGCGUGUCGCAACAUGUCACCGAUACGGGAAUUUCGUUGACGAAAGGAUUCACUGAAACGAUGACUUCGCCAGGUUUAGCAUCUUCGUCAGCGGAGGAAAAGAACAAAAAAGUUAGCAUCAUCACCGACACAGCGGUCGAUGUUGAAAUCGAAGAGCUAGAGCUUACCGAUGCCGGUUUGAGUCCGAUUCAACCAGAUGAAACAGACAUUACUGCUGAUUUUCAAAUGGCCGAUGAUGAUGUGCACUUUUCGAACACUGGAACUAGUCCGAUGGAUUUCGAGGAACCGUCGUUGUCGGUCGCGAUGGAUACGUCCGAAGCAGCGACACUCACAGAUCGCGUGGAAACGAAAGAUGCGUCCAAUAGUCCACUGGAUGCCCCCAUCACAUCCAUACUGAAGAGAGACGUUAGCAAGUUGACAGACGAAGAGCUGCUGACGGGGCGCCGCGGCUCGGAUGAAAUCAUAUGUUUGGAUGAUGAUUCGCCACUGCUAACAGAUUUCACAACCUCUUCGAUAACAUACGUAAGCGAUAGAAUUGAUUCGUCAUCACUGGAGCUAAUGGUUGGUGAAGCAUCGAUGGAAUUUUUAAAGGUUGGCAAAGGUGCAGCACAACUGGAAGACAAAAAACUUGAAGUACAAUCGCCAGGAUCUUGUCUAUCAUUCACUACGACCACCAGUGAAAAUAAUGAAUCGUGUGGCCCUGAUGUAGAGAAAACCGUAGACACCGUUGGUUCACUUCAGCCGGAUAUACCAACGCAAUAUGAGCGAUCGUUUUCCCUAAGCGACAAUGCAGCGUCCGACUAUUCGACAGAAUCUGCUACUAAAUACAACCUACCGUACGAUACCGAGUCUGAUGGGCACGAAGCUAUUUCGCAUGCAAGCAAAGUAAAAGGAAUGAGACCCAAAGAAAGGGUGGUUGUAGAAGUGAGGCAAUCAAAACCGACAAAACUAAUCUCGGUCGACCCACGCCAAGAGACAGCAUCGCCUCAGAGCGACAUAACGGAGUAUACGGAAAGUAUAUCGUGUGUCGAAUCAAUUAUAGAUAGUACAAACUACGAAAGCGCCUUUAAACAAAAAGAACUGCGAUCGGAAACACGAAGCCUUGAAGAAAAAACAGACCUUGACGGUAAAAGCGCUAAACGAACCAUGCUAGUUCCGGACAAAUUUGAGAAAGGUUCCGAAAAGCAAGACAAAAGUGGGCUUAAAGAAGAUCGACUUACAAAGGAAGUAGAAUCUUCUCCGGUAAAACGACGCCAACCCAAGGCCAAAGCAGCGGUCACCAAGGUGAGUUUGAGCAAACCGGCACCAGUGGACGGUGCAAAACGCUCCAACAAAACGACCGAUCAGCGCCAUGGGUCAGGAACGUCCAAGAUGUCAGAGGUGACCGUUAUGGGAAGCAAAACGAGUACCGUAACUACUCGCAGUUAUACAAGCACGCGUACUCACGGCUACAUGCAAUCGACAUUAUCGCGAGACCAGAAAGUGUUAAGGCCAUUGAAUUUGACGGAUUCGCCGCACUCUUCGCCCUCCAAAUCCGUCUACCGCUCGGCUACCAACGUUGUGUCAUCUACACAGACUGCCACUGCUACUUCGGUACACUCAACGGAGGUGAAGGCUAAAAGUACGAAGCAACUGUCGUCGAGAUCGCUAAUCCGCGAGCAAACGCUGACCACUAAAACCAGCACUUCUGUGCGAGAAGCCGGAGCGAGAAAAACGGAUGUCACCGAGUCUAGAGUGACCACCAAAGCGUCCGCCAAAGCAUCGUCGGUAAGCAUGUCCACGCCGAAAACCGGGCAUGCUGGACCGGCUAGUGUCCAGCGACUGCCUCGUACGCCGACGAGAAAAGGCACCGAAGAUAGGCACGAUAAGAAGGAUGGGGCAGUGGUAAAAAAAUCGGACAAGGACCAAGCCAAUAAAGCAACCAAGUCGACCCUGCCGGCAGCACUGAAAACGAGCAAAGAUCGCGUGAAUAAGAGCUUGAUCCCGGUCAGCUUGCCACCUGGCAAGCGAGAAUCCGUGCCAUCGCCGAGUAGGUCGGUCAAGGCAAAGAGAGAGGCGACCCCUCCUGUAAAGAUGACGAAAGAUUCGGCGGCGGGUAAACACAGGGAAGGCCAUGACAAAGUCCAUGGACCGAAGCAGGAGACCGUCGUAGUGCAGCUAGUUACGAAGUCGGCGCCCCGAGUUACCAGCUCCAUCCGGCACGGCGGUAAAGACGACGGCGGUCUGCGCUGUAAGUCGGCCAUGCACUACUCGUACAAAGAUGCCGUCACCUUCGAUCACGCCGAAGUUCCUUCCUCGCUACCGUCCAGUCCGAGCCGUUUAAACAAGAGUUCCUCCACCAGUACAAACGUAUUAACUAGUGAAGUGUUUACGCGCACUAUCGACUCGUCCAAAUCGAUCGAGGUGAUCUACAAGCAACCGUCCACGUCGCACGAGCUGUACCGUAAGGUGAACGAGUACCGCUACAAUGACAUCGACAUGAACUUUAUCGAGACGACCGACUCGAGCCUGUCGGACUCGAUCGCACUGCCUUCCUCCUCGUCCGAGCAGGAAAGCGAUGGGGUGGACCACCAGAAGCGGUCCGGCAGUCUCGGGUCGCCGAAGCAGACGAGCUCCUCGUCCGCCGUAACCACCAUGACGACGAUGACGAAAAAGACGCACUUGUACCAACAACAACAACAACAACAGCAUCAUUCGCGCCCCUCGAAACCGCACUCGACCGGUGGUGGUAGCCAGCGAGCCCGUACCCACUCGCCUGCGGAACCCAGGUACCGCAUGUCGGACAUCUGGAGUCGUACCGACCCGCCAGCGUCCAGCCAAGAGCUUCCGGAUUCUUCGGAGGACAGUGACAUACAGCAGCAGCAGCACCCGCACAGGCAGCCAAUGUCCGGCGUGGCUGACCGGCGGUUGGCCACGUCGCUCGAUGGGAUCGUGCUCGAGAGUAGCAUCUCGCCCAUACUAGACUUCCGGGCAUCGACACCGCCUCGGUUGAAGUAUAAAUUUGAUUACGAUAGUUCUCUGUUUACAGACUGCGAUGCUUCGGAGGAGGAAGCGGAACAAUCUGUUUCUUUCAUUGCAGGCGAUGAUGAUGAGUAUCUAGUGCUGGUUCACUCGGAGGCGGCUCGGCUCGUCGAUAGUGUGCUGGAGCAGAGUGUGUCGAUCGUGAGCAGUUCGCAGCCUUUGGGCGGCCCAAUGACGGCCGAUCGCGAACUGCAGGCGCCGUCCGAGAGCGAACAGUACGCGAUCCGGAGCGACAUCCUGUCGUCUACCGAUGGCGGUUUGGUUGUGAAGUCGCCGACCAUCGAAUCCAUGUCCGGCAAGUCUUUCGACGACAACAUGAGCAACCCCGAGUACGACACGCUGGGCACGUCCCCCUCCGUGCGACGCCCAAGCGACGCGCUGGGCGAGCAGUGUGCCGAGCUGCACGAGGGUAUGCCCGCCGGUGACCUUCCCCAGGCCAGGGCACGGCCGGACCGUGGCUAUGAAACGGCAAUUCUUGCCGGUGAUGAUGACGGUGAUGGCGAUGGUGAUGGGUGUAAGGAGGCCGGCGAUCACGGCGAGGGCCGGACACCGGAAUCGGCCGCGGCCAGUAGUGCCCGGCGGGCCAAGCAGAUCGAACGCAAGUACGCCCGGUUGUCGGCGGACCUUGGCCCGGAAGUGUUGCUCGACAAGAACCAAGAGUACGACGAUGCGAUAUCGCAAAUCAAAGACGAGGUGUCGAUACUCCAGAGCGAGUACUCUAAGCUGAGCUGGGACGAAAGCAUGUCGGCCACUACGGGCGAUUUCGGAUCCAGCACGCCCGACAAUGACUUACAAGAAACAGAAACGCAACUGCAAACGCAAGAACCUAACGUACCAAAGACAGCACUCCGAACCCAAACUAAAUCCGCUAUAGCUGCUGCUACUGUUGAACUCGAUGUUUCCGACGCUCCGCCGUGCGGUGCGGACGCUAUAGCUUCUGCUAUUACUACCGCUACUUUUGCUGUUGCCACCACGUCGCAGGAUGUGACAACGCUCACGUCCGCCGAGGAAAAGUCCGUCUCGCUGACCGCUACCGAGCCGGAACGGCCGAGCGAUUCCUCCAGCUGCGAAGGACAGCCGCUGCCGAAGCCGCGUACUAGUAUCUCCUCCCGCACGGAUACCGCUACCCGGUCAAGCCUGCUUGAGUCGUUCGAGCAUCAGGACUCUAUCGAGCAGUACCCGGAACCGGUGCAACCGGUGGUGGUCGAUACGGCGAAGGACACUUCGACCGGGGCCAAAUUCUUCAUAGGAGAGUGCUGCAGCGACAUCAUUACGCGUACCGCCAACACCACCACAGUGGUCACUGCCGCUGACCGGCGGUUGGACUUUGCGUUCGACAACGAGGGCUACACGCACUCGCAAGACUCGCACGGUGCCGGCACCGACGAUGAGCCGCGCCGGGAUGCGUUCGAGGUUUACCACGAGCAGGUCCGGCAAGAGGACUGCUUUACGCUAGAUUCGCUGAAGGAGCUCGACAUUGGGGCUAGGUCCAGCACGGCUCCGGUCGUGCACUCGCCAGUAGUGGCAGUAGCGCCCACGGUCCCUUUGCUGGGGGAGCCCGUGUCCGCUGGCUCGCAGCGUUACUCGUUGAUGACAUCCGACGAGCUGACUAUCGCGAAGACGCUGGAUGAGGUGAAAGAGUCGCUGGAUGCGGUCCAGGAUGAGCUGAUCGAAGCCGUUAUGGACGGUACCACCAUCAAGCAGUCACCGUCCGAGUUUGAGUUGAAAGUCCUGCCAGCGACCCACUACGCGCACGAUCCGAUCUACGAGACUACCCACGAGGAAGUGGUUCCUGCUGCCGCAGGCAUUUUCGCAACGGCAGCCAGCGAGAAAUCGGACCUUUCGGACGUAGAGUCAAAAGACCGAACCGAACCCCCGUGCCGAAUCGAUGAGGCCACCGUCUGGGGUACGACAGGGUCUUCGGACAGUUCGCAGGCGAAGCUCGAUGUUACGACACGCGUGAGAAAGGGUCCGCACGGGGUCCGCGGAGCGAGCGGCAGCCAGCGUUGGUCCGCGACCGAUGUAGACAGCUCCGGCGAAAGCCACUAUCAGAGCCUGGAGCACACCGACAGCAGUCGGCCGGUGUCGUCGGACCUUGAGAACGUUAUGGCGCACGUCUCGUCCGAGUACGAGACGGCCCUGGAGCACUCGACCGUGCGCACAUCGGCUACCGUGACCGAGUACCAUAGCGCCGUUAGCACACUGCACUCGUACCCGGUGAGCUCGCACGACAGCAUGAAGAGUUUCGAUUCGGAGAGCUCCGGCAACCUGGCAAGCAUCGAGUCGGACGCCACCGAGACUCUCGUCCCGUCGACGAUGGACGGUGACUUCGAUUCGUCGGACGCGGCGCUGAUCCACGACGACUCCGAGGACGAUCUGCGCGAUAAGCUGCUGCUACUGGACGACCGGGAAGAGCUGUCGUCAGCGGCAAGCAGCAUUCCGAUCGCCAUGAAGCGAUCGCACGAAAUGGACUUUGCGGAGCUGAAGCACGAGGACCGGGGCGAGCACCGGUUGGAGUUCGAUGCCGACGCUGGUGUUCCUGGGCAGGACGAGAAGCUGAGCUCCAGCAUUGGAACGGCGCACGAUUUGGUAGAGUCUAUGCAAGCGGCCGGCUUUGAGGACAGUAAAACCGACGCACUAUCGGAUGAGACGAAGCUCGGCACGAGUGUCGAGGAUGGUAGCAUCCUGUCCAUCAGCCUGUCCAGCGCCUCCAACCUCGAGACCAUUAUGGAGAACCUGUCCGAACGGACGGCAACGGCGGCCACCCACACCGACGUUGGGCUGGAUGCCGUGACACCCACCGGUACCGGGGCUGCCGUGCUUCUCGGAGACGUCACGCUGACGUCGACCGUGCUGACUGAAGGGGAUGUGAACUUCCUGAACACCCAGGCAACGACCGAGAUCAUUCAGACGUUCGCGGGCGCACGGGAGGAGGCCGACGCCGACGCGGGUGAGUCGGGGCGCAAGCGGGGCCACAAGCGCACCGAAAGCACGGCCAUUGUGUCGGGCAAGUUUAUGGCCGAGAUGGAGGAGAACCGCGACUCGCUCGAGUCGCAGGACGAUUCGCUUUCGCUGGAGGCCUCCAAGCCGUCCAGCUCGGAGCGGGACGAAACGCGGGACGAGUCGUCGGACUCGGACUACGAUCGGUACGAGAGCGAGUACGCGCGCUCGUUCCGGGCGCCUGUGGCACAGUCGAAAAAGAAGGACAAAAUGGUGGGAGACGUGUUCGAGAAGGAUUUAGCUGAGCUCGAUCGGCGCAACUCGUUCUCGCCGUCCCAAUCGGUGAUCGAAACGAUCGUCGAGGAUGUGCACGCGGAGACCGAGCAGGGCGACGAAGCGCACCGCCUAAUGGUCAGCAAAAGCCAGCGCCUGCAAGAGUACCGCGAGUCGUCCACCCAGAACAUUCCCGACAUUCACGUCACGGACGACGUUACGGAAGUUGGAGAGGACGACGGUCACCCGGAGGAUCCCCAGCCGGAACCGUCCGUUCGACCCGUGCCUGACCCCGUGCCGACAGUGGUCCAGUACGCCAAACAAGAGGAGUUCCAGCUAACAGAGGAACAGUAUCAGGAGCUGAUCGAGCAGAAGUACAAAGCGAAGCUGGCCGACACGACCACCAAAUACGGGUUCGACGUGGACGAAAAGGACGAUUCGGCCGGUUCGGACUCAUUUGAAAUGCUGGAGCAGCCCGACAUAUCGGAUGAGUUCGUGAUCGUGGAGGAGGUGGCGCGGGAGGCGCACGAGUUCGACUCGGAGGGCAAGAGCGUGGCCAUCAAGCCGGUCAAGCUGGAGAAGAAGCACGACGAGGACGUGGAGAAGAUGCUGGUGAAAUCGGCGCCGGCACACACGAACGCCGGCUCGCUGUAUGCCGCUAACAUGCGGGAGGACAUGAUGUACGAGUUCGAGGAGAGCCCCCCGACCGGGGGCACCGGCCCCGAAGAGGUCGAGGGGGCCGGCGUAACGAUGGACCUGCUGAACAAUGGGUACCCGCUCGAGGAGAGCAAACGCUGGGUGGAGAUGCAGCUGGCGGAGACGCAGAACUUCCGCUACCCGUACGAGGACCGCCUGGAGGACAUCAAGGAAGAGGACACGGACUUCGAGGUGGGCAGCAGCCGGAUCGGCUCGAUCAAGGACUCGUUCUCGAGCACACCCGACUACGAUAUGCUGGCCCGGCGAAUGGCAUCGCGCGAGCACGAUGACAUCUCCAUGAGCAGCCUGCAGGAGUUUGAGAACCUGGAGCACGUGAUUUCACUGGAGAACCGCAAGAUGCAGCAGGGCUCCCAGGACUCGCUGAGCAACGGUAGCUUCACCCGCCGCUUCAUGCAGCGAGGCGGCGUACACGGGGACGACAUCAGUUUGUCGAGCCUGAAGGAGUUCGAGGGUCUGGAGAGCGCUUGCAUAGAGGCGCACCUGAUCGAGAUCAAGGCCAAGGAGGAAGCCGCAUUGCUGCUGUCCCGUUCGGACGAGUCAAACAAGUCGGACCGAUCGAACGGAGCCAAGCGCAGCCCACCGACAAACGGUGCCGGAUCAGCAACGGUGGUCAGUAAGACCGCCGGUGCCGUCGGGCCUUCCAGUGUGUGCACGGAGGUAGUGAAGAAAACUAGUACCGAGCUGGGCAAAGAUGCCUCGCUGGCAACGGCAACGGUGACGACCACCGUGGUUACAUCUACCUCGCGCGAAAGUUCCGUUCCGUUCGAGGAGGAAGAUACCUCUCACUUGCUGACGGUUUCUAGUGACAGUCUGGAUGGGGCAGUGCGUGCCCCGAAACAGGCACUGUCGAGCCGUGGCGACACCCAACCGUCGGCCCACUCGAGUAGCGACAGUCUGGAGAUACACGGCAAGAACAAUGCCGACGUGAUGACAAGCAGCAUGGACUCGAUUGAGUUUUCGAAGACGGGUUUGGCUACCACCCGGUCCUCGCAGUCCGACUCCAUCGAGCAUAUGGUGCAGCAACAGCCGCCACGCAGCGAUAGCAUCGAUUCGAUCGAAGCACAACACCAACAACAACAGCAACAGCACCCGGGUCCUAAUGCGUGCAGCGAUACCCAGAGCGGGUUCAGCAGCCCGACAAAAUCGCUGCAAGGCCAGCGCAACGUAGCGGAUGGUACGGCCAUAGCAGGCGGAAGUCAGCAGCACGUCAUGUACACAACCACGACCACCACCACCACUGUGCAUGUGGCGGGUGGUAUGCAAAAGGACAUUUCGGCCGAUUCGCUCACCGGACCGGAUGCUGCGUUCCUUACCAGCACCGAGAGCUUGGAGACGAGCUCGACGGCAACGAAUGCCACCUAUCAGAACGAAACCGACUCCCAGAUGUCCUCCAGCGUAACCAGCUGUGAUUCCAUCACAAUGGUAGACACCCUGGGAGGACCUGGGAUGGGCGAUCUGGACAGUUUUCACGUAGGGAUCGAUCUGCAGCAGCAGCAGCAGGCAGCUGCCACGGGAGCUACGGUUGCCUUCGGUAGCGCCAUGAUGAGUUCCUUCUCGGCGUCUCAACAGCAGUACGCCCAGCAACGGCAACAGCAACAGCAAGUAUACCGUAGUUCGCAGAUCGCAUCCUCCUCCGCAACGGUGACCACGGCGAGCUCGUCCUCGUCAGCGGCAACGUCAUCGGCGGCGGCUUUCCACGGGCGAUCGCAGACGACGGAUAUUGAGCUAUUAAGUAGAGAACUGUUUCCAGGGGACAUAGCUUUCGAUGAGGUGAUGAAGGAAACAGCCAAGGAUAAACCGCAAAGUAAAUCAACCGAAAAGGAAGACUAAGGGUUGGGCUAAGACUUCUCUACAGACUCACACAAACCGACAUCACUUCCGGCAUGCUGUAGUGAUGCGAGAGCACGAUUUUAAGAUGUCUCCAGACAGUUUCAUCGCAAGCGCAUUACGCAGUUUUAUCGAACUACUAGCCUUUAAACAUACAAAAAGCCACCCAAAGGCCACAGAACCUUCGAUACUCCGAUAGGAUGUGUGUACUUUUCCACAAUUCCUCUACUAUUAUGGAACAACAAUCUUAAUCAGAAUACACAACGUUAUAUGCAGAUAAACCAUAAACCAACACAUGCAGCACUGUGCGAAAAGAUCGUUUCCGGAACGUAGUUUCCGGAACGUUCCGAGCCGGAACAGCAUAAACAGGGACAUAGCUUGGCUAGCGCUCAAUUGAAUACGUGUUGUUUUGUAAUUCGGUAACAGUGGCAACAGCAUAAAAAGUUAGCUUUAUUUCAUACAUAUGCAAGAAAUGAACAUCUAAGUCAAGCCUCACCGACACAGUGCCGACUCAUUUCCAAACUUAACUGGAUCUCGACCACCCCAUCCCGAUGGGCCGGUGGGAACCAAUAGCAGUUUUACCAAGGCAACAAGCAAACUUGCUUUGUUAAAGUGAAGGAAAGAUAGCACGUCAGUUGCCCUCUGGAAACAGAAUUAGCCCUCGUAUGGAUCGAGCCUCCGCUUUUAGAAGUAUCUCCGGAUAUGCGCACGAAGCACUGAUUGCACUAUAGUUGCAUCAAAUUCUUACUGUUACUGAACAUGCUUAUAUCAUUCUUGAAGCUUUGCUAUGGCUGAUUUACGGAUAACGCUUACUGGCAUAAGAUUCCGGUACUUCUUUUCUGCGCAUUCCCAACACCUUCGUGCGAAGGCUGCUUAACCCGACUGUAGAAGGUGCGAAAAGGCAAGCGAGGUGUGCCACAAAGCUACGCGAGUAGCAUUAAACUCUUUUUUAAACAAAGCGGAAUGAUGGCACCACUGUGUGACGACGAAAAGCAUGUUAUAGUUAAAAUUUACAAUUACUGAUAAAAUCUUAUAAUACAAGCCGUAAAGGACGGAACACACCCAAACUGGGUACCUCCACUAAUGCUGAAAAAGUGUCGCCGGUAGUAGCUCAACGUCGACGCGGUCGUUUUUGUGAGAUACCAAGCAGACAAGAUUAGAUAUUUUAACAAAGGAGAAAAUGGAAGAAAACUGAAACCAAAAUGCAUCCACACACACAGACACUUUGCAUUUAAAAUAACACAAAGAAAAGGCGAAAUAAAUCAGUAGAUUCAGCGACUCGUGCAAGAGCCACGAGCGUGAUCUGAGAGAAAAUAUAAUGAUAUUAAUGAUGAAAAUAAUGUGACGUCCGCAGGCAUGUAUGUGCUACUGGCGUAGCCGUAGGCGGUGUGGCCAAUCAGAAAAUGAUUAUUAGUGAAACGAAGUCAAACAACAUGCAACAUAACAACAUAGAUGUACCAUUUGCAAAAUGUAUGAAAAAUAAAAGUGCUUA
Molecule: messenger RNA, 14881 nt
Organism: Anopheles bellator
Lineage: Eukaryota; Metazoa; Arthropoda; Insecta; Diptera; Culicidae
Exons: 15
Coding region: 1-13392 (4463 amino acids)
Biological process (GO): signal transduction
Molecular function (GO): protein binding
Source: RefSeq, a predicted model, not a curated record